CGCAGCUGUGUAAGAUCGACUCGUAAUGCCUGCUUGCGUAAGUCUUCGCAGCGCGCGAAAAAGACGUGCAGCUCAUCCUGUCUCGCGCCCGCCUGACUAGUGUGGACUAUCGUUUUUUGUUGGCAGUCCUCCACUCGAUCGACAUGGGAAUUCACGGCCUCGCCAAGUUAAUAGCUGAUCAGGCGCCGACAGCCAUCAGGGAGCAGGAUAUUAAAAAUUACUUCGGGCGCAAGAUUGCCAUAGAUGCCUCCAUGUGCAUUUACCAGUUUCUGAUCGCCGUCAGGCAGGACGGCAACGUUUUACAGAACGACGAUGGCGAGACGACAAGCCACCUGAUGGGCAUGUUCUACAGGACCAUACGAAUGCUGGACAGUGGCAUCAAGCCUGUGUACGUGUUUGACGGGAAGCCCCCUCAGCUCAAGUCCGGAGAGUUGGAGAAGAGAGGGGAGAGGAGAGCAGAAGCUGAAAAGCUGCUAGCACAAGCACAGGAAACGGGUGAACAGGAGAACAUCGACAAGUUCAGCAAACGUCUCGUAAAAGUCACCAAGCAGCAUAACGACGAGUGUAAAAAACUCCUCACGUUAAUGGGAGUGCCUUAUAUAGAGGCUCCGUGUGAGGCCGAGGCCAGCUGUGCGGCUCUGGUAAAGGCAGGAAAAGUGUACGCCACGGCGACCGAAGAUAUGGACGGAUUAACUUUUGGAACAAGCGUCCUGCUGAGACACUUAACCGCCAGUGAAGCCAAGAAACUCCCAAUCCAGGAGUUUCACUUCAGCCGUGUUCUGCAGGAGAUGAGCUUGUCACAUCAACAGUUCAUCGAUUUAUGCAUCCUACUGGGCUGUGACUACUGCGGCACAAUCAAAGGAAUCGGCCCCAAGAGAGCAAUCGACCUCAUCAAACAACACGGUUCAAUCGAAGAAAUCCUCGACAACAUCGACCAAUCGAAACACCCUGCCCCAGAGGACUGGCUUUACAAGGAGGCUCGAGCCCUGUUUCUGGAGCCCGAGGUGGUGGACUGUACCGCGAUGGAGCUCAAGUGGAACGAGCCUGACGAGGAGGGACUGGUCCAGUUUAUGUGCAGCGAGAAGCAGUUCAGUGAGGAUCGUAUCCGUAACGGCUGCAAGAAAAUAAUGAAAAGCAGACAGGGGAGCACUCAAGGGAGACUGGACACGUUCUUUACCGUCACAGGAUCCAUCUCUUCUAAACGCAAGGAGCCUGAAGUAAAAGGCUCAGCCAAGAAGAAACAGAAGACAAGUGCAACACCAGGCAAGUUCAAGAAGGGAAAAUGAAGGAAAAAAAAAAAGUCUGAAGUGAACAUCUGUGGAACUACAAUGGGCUGGAACAGUGGAAUGUGCUACGACAGUCCUCGCGGUGCUUGAUGUGCUUGAUGUGCGUGAUGUGUGACACAAUGCUGCAAAACUUCCUGUUUGAAUUAAAUAAAGAAACUUUUCUGAACAAUG
Molecule: messenger RNA, 1457 nt
Organism: Ictalurus furcatus (blue catfish)
Lineage: Eukaryota; Metazoa; Chordata; Actinopteri; Siluriformes; Ictaluridae
Gene: fen1
Product: flap structure-specific endonuclease 1
Exons: 11
Coding region: 144-1286 (380 amino acids)
Cellular component (GO): nucleus
Molecular function (GO): 5'-3' exonuclease activity; 5'-flap endonuclease activity; RNA-DNA hybrid ribonuclease activity
Source: RefSeq, a predicted model, not a curated record